Messenger RNA from Letharia columbiana, 924 nucleotides. RefSeq lists its product as uncharacterized. NCBI's taxonomy places the organism in Eukaryota, Fungi, Ascomycota, Lecanoromycetes, Lecanorales, Parmeliaceae. The transcript has 3 exons. The record is from RefSeq and is a predicted model, not a curated record. The coding region runs from base 1 to 924 and encodes 307 amino acids.
AUGGCUCCGGUAGAUGGCCUCUCAGGAGCUGCGGGAAAUGAAGGUUCAACUGGAGCCUCAGAGAUUCCAAGCAUACCUCUUCAUGAGCCCCAGCCUCUUCAAUCCCCUUUGCCUUCUUCGGAAUCUAUAGAAGGAGCCCGGGUGGACCGGCAAACAGCAGAGGACAUUUCCACGAAGUCUUUGUUUGGGCCCUUUCCAAUAUCAACAGAAACAAGUGAUGACGGUCAGCAAGGCGUCACGAGCGUGGAUUCAGGGAAUAUGUCCGCACCAGCUCCUGCCAUAACCACAGAUCCGAUUGAGUACUCCAAGGAGAACGGACAAACGGGCACACAAUCCUCACCUUCCCCAUUGAAUUUCGAUCCUCAAGUCCGUGAGCCCUUGAAAACUGUUGAUGCAAACAAACCACACACUCCAGAUACAACGUUACCGCCUCCUCUUACGAGAGAGAAGACAGCGCCAGCAAUUGGUCCUGCAACGGAUAAGCCAACGCCUGUUCCCAAAGAAUCUGAGAUAGAAGGUCCAGUCUUAUUCAUUACCUUGCUUUUGAGUAGUACUGGAGCAAGGCAUCCAUACAAGCUUGACGAAAAAUACCUGCGAAAGCGCAAUGUGACGGUUGAGGGCAACAAUCCGAUCAACAUAAGCCUAUAUAAGCUGAAGGAACUCAUACUGAGAGACUGGCGGGAAGAAUGGGAGGCCAAGCCAUCCAGUCCCGAGUCCAUACGCCUGAUAUCCAUGGGCAAGAUGCUCAAUGACAAGUCGCGAUUAUCUGAUUCUGGUUUCACCAAUGGUCUCACACCCCACAUCAUCCACAUGACCAUCAAACCACAAGAGAUCGUGGACGAAGAAGACGCCAAGAUGAAGUCAGGGGGAAGAGACCGGGAUGGCAAUGAGAGAAGUCCAGGAUGUCGGUGCAUCAUUCAAUGA